AUGAAACCGUUCCUAGCCACGAUGUUCUGCGUUGUUUUGUCUGUUCUGUUUUCUGAUACAGCAGUCGGCCGGCCAGCCAAAAGAACAUCUCCAAUAUCUAUAGGAGGUGAGAGUUAUUUUGAGGAAACUGGUGGAUUUUUUGAAGGCGAUAUAAUACUUUCACCGGAGCAGUCAGAUGCAGUGAAGAACGGCUACACCGCUGCGUUGUAUGAAUCAUCCAAGUGGCCAAACAACAUCGUGUACUACAUGUUCAAUACAGCAGUUUUCACUCCAGAACAGCAGAAAAUCAUUCGCAACGCGAUGGAACAGAUCGAGCUGGUGACUUGCAUUCGCUUUGUACCUCGCACAACCCAGAAAGGGUUUUCAUACAUUACGACUUCAUCUGCAACAGACUGCUCGUCAUACGUUGGCUAUCACGGAGGGCAGCAAACACUGAACCUGAAUCCGAACGGAUGUUUGUACAUUGGCACGAUUAUCCACGAGUUGCUCCACACGCUCGGCUUUCUUCAUAUGCACACUGCGAGCGAUCGCGACUUCUAUGUGGAUAUCAACUUUGAUGCGAUUAAGCCUGGGCAACAGAGCAACUUUCAGGGUUACAAUUCGUCUUUAGUUGACGACUACGGUAUACCGUAUGACUAUGAGAGUGUCAUGCACUACGGAAGGACAGCCUUUUCCAAGAAUGGUGAGCCCACGAUCAUACCCAAGAAACCGAACGCCAUCAUCGGCCAGCGCAAUGGGCUCAGUGCUAAAGACAUCAAACGGAUUAACAUUCGCUACCCGAACUGUUACUAA
This is a messenger RNA of Anopheles maculipalpis, 792 nucleotides long. RefSeq names its product zinc metalloproteinase nas-14-like. Gene Ontology annotation, biological process: proteolysis. Gene Ontology annotation, molecular function: metalloendopeptidase activity; zinc ion binding. The record is from RefSeq and is a predicted model, not a curated record. NCBI's taxonomy places the organism in Eukaryota, Metazoa, Arthropoda, Insecta, Diptera, Culicidae. The transcript has 4 exons. Bases 1 to 792 code for a protein of 263 amino acids.